Molecule: messenger RNA, 1106 nt
Organism: Saccostrea cuccullata (small rock oyster)
Lineage: Eukaryota; Metazoa; Mollusca; Bivalvia; Ostreida; Ostreidae
Product: rhodopsin, G0-coupled-like
Exons: 5
Coding region: 1-1083 (360 amino acids)
Biological process (GO): cellular response to light stimulus; phototransduction; G protein-coupled receptor signaling pathway
Cellular component (GO): plasma membrane
Molecular function (GO): G protein-coupled photoreceptor activity
Source: RefSeq, a predicted model, not a curated record
AUGAACAAUUCAGCAAUUUUGCUCCAUAACGUGUCGUUGGUGGUGCAGACUGCUUUACCUUCGAACCUUUACUACUUUCUUGCCGCCUACUUAACAUUAACAGGAUACAAUAUCCAAAGUUCUUUUUUUUCUUUUAUUUUAGCUAUAAUUUCAUUUUGCGGGAACUCUCUAGUCAUAUACAUUUUUACAAGGAGUCGUCUUGCAAGGUAUUCUGUAAACAUCUUCAUGGUCAACAUCGGAGUAGCCAAUCUUUUUGAGUCGCUCCUUGGAUAUCCGAUGGCAAUCAUAUCAAACAUUUAUUGUGGGUGGUAUUUUGGUGAUUUGGGUUGUCAGCUGUAUGCCUUCUUUGUGUUUUCGGGUGCAGUUUGUAACAUUAUGACGUACGCAUUCCUCGGAAUAUACCGUUAUCUUCUGGUUUCUAGUCCAGAAUGUAAGUAUACGUUACUUGCCUUCCUAGUAAAAUAUAAACAUACCCGCAAUAUUAUCAAUGUUUUAAUUGUAAAUUUUGCAGCCGAGUUUGUGCGUGUUGAGAAAGUUGGAUUAACUAUAGUACUCACGUGGCUGUACGCCUUUCUUUGGAGCACAUUCCCUUUUAUUGGGUGGGGGAAGUACGGUAUAGAACCGUUCGGAACUUCCUGCUCCAUAGACUGGAUGAGUAAAUCAGAGGACACCCGCUCCUAUAUUAUGUCCGUUUUCAUCUUUGUUUUUAUGUUACCUGUUGGUAUUAUUAUAAUAUUCUACUACAAAGUUUCUGUAAAGAUCAGGAACACAGUUUCGAUCUCUCUAGAUGGGGACACGGGAACUAGUAUUUCAAACCCACGGCAUGGAGUUAGAACCGAAGGCAGGGUUAUACAAGAUACUGUGUUAAAGAACAUCGGCAGAUCAAUGAUUGCUUUUCUUGUCGCAUGGGUUCCAUAUGCUUGUGUUGCUAUUCUGGUGACAAUUGGAGUGAACAUUUCCAUAUACUUUUCAAUUAUCCCAACAUUUUUUGCAAAGACACAAACAGCCGUCAAUAUUUUUGUUUAUGCAGCUGGUUUUCCGGAUUUUCGAACCGAGCUAAAACGAUUGAUUUGGAAAGGUUAAGAUAUUGUUCAUUUGCAAAAUAA